This is a messenger RNA of Penicillium robsamsonii, 954 nucleotides long. RefSeq lists its product as uncharacterized. The coding region runs from base 1 to 954 and encodes 317 amino acids. The transcript has a single exon. The record is from RefSeq and is a predicted model, not a curated record. Lineage: Eukaryota; Fungi; Ascomycota; Eurotiomycetes; Eurotiales; Aspergillaceae.
AUGCGUUUCAAUUCCACAUUAAGCCUGGCAGUACUGGCCAGCGCGACAGCUGCUCAAUUGACAACCCAACUAUUUAACUUCACCAGCUCAAUCAACAUCGAAAACAGCGAGCUCCGUCCUAACGGCCAUCUCCUCACAACCUUUUACAAAGCCCAUCUCUACACAAUCAACCCGCUAGCCCGGAAACCCGAAGCCGAGCUCGUCGCCACGCUUCCCGGCGCCACAGCUCUAACCGGCAUUGCACCCGUUGGCCACGACAAGUAUGCCGUCGUAGGCGGGGUACGAGGCUCAUACCACUACGACAAUGAGACCAUAUACACUGUCGAUUUCAGCAAGAAUGCCAAAACGCCCACCAUCGAGACUGUCGCCCACAUCCCCGACGCCGAUAUGCUAAACGGCAUGGCUUCAAUGCCAUUGCAGCCGCAUAUCCUCCUAAUCGCAGACGCGCGGUUGGGAUCCAUCUUCCGCGUGGACAUUACCACCGGUGUCUCGAAGGUGGUGUUAAAGAACGACGCCCUUGCUGCGCCCACGAACUCCUCCAUGCCCAUUGGCAUCAAUGGCCUGCAGGUAGUUGGAAAUAAUGUGUAUUUCACCAACAGUGCGCUUAAUAUCUUCGCCCGGGUGCCUGUCAGCGAGGAUGGACAGACCUUUGGCCAUAUACAGGCCAUUGCGCGUCUGGAGCGCGAGGCUGGUGAUACUGAAUCCGAUUGGGAUGAUUUUGCUAUUGAUGAUAGUGGAAAUGCUUAUGUUGCGCAACCCCUCAAUACCAUUGCUAAGAUCACGCCGGAUGGAACGCAGAGUGUUGUUGCUGGCGGCAGUGAUAGCUUGACUUUUAUUGGGCCUACGUCUCUGCAGAUUGUGCCGGGUAGGAAGUUGGCUUAUGUUACUACCCGUGGAGGUGAUAAGGGGGGUGUUUCUUAUGGUGGACAGGUUGUUGCUCUUCAGCUUCGCUAG